CGAGAAAACGGGUCUCCGGUAAGAGGAGCCGGAUCAGCCCCUGAGCUGAAGCUGCAACGUUUCCCUCACGGUGUUCUUUCACGAGGCAAGCGACCAAGCUCCUUUUACGAAGAGACCGUGUCCGAAUCCUGGACUACCAAAAUUCUUGGCGUGAGACCAACAGAACGGAGUUGUUCCGUUUCUCUUCUAGCGUCAAAUGCACAAAAUAUGGAUCAGCGGGCUUCUAGAGUGUGUUCCGUACAUAGCCGAGCUUUUCCCAGAAGAGCCAUGGCUUUUUUUGGUGCAGGGGGGAGAAAUCGCAGAGGCAAGGCACAGAGAGGGCCCCUGAACUCCUGAGUUUGUCUUGUCUUUUGAGGCCUGAUCCAAGCUUGAACCCUUCCUCUAUUCCUCUGCCGUCUUCCGAUACAGAGCUUUUGUUGGUUGAUCUCGCACACACACUACGUACCCAGGCCCAGUUUAUUCCUUCGCGCCGAGCCUACCCUCUACAAUCUGAUUCGAAAGCGCACCGACCGAUCCAAUCUCUAUAUCUGCGACGAAUUAUACACACAUAUCAUAAUGUCGGGUCUCGACGCACCAGAAGUCAGCGCAGCCUACGACGCCGUGCGCUCAGACAAAGAUGAGACAAACUGGCUGCUCAUCUCGUACGCGUCGGCCGUGGGGAACAAGCUGAGCCUCACCAAGACGGGAACAGGCGGUCUGGCCGAGAUGGUCAAGGAGCUGGACGACGGGCAGGUGCAGUACGGCUACGUACGCGUCGAGUACGCCAACGACAAGGAGAGCAAGCGUGUCAAGUUUGCGCUGGUCGUCUGGAUCGGAGAGAACACAAAGGUCAUGCGCAAAGCACGCGUCAGCAUCGAGAGCGGCGACGUCAAGAGGCAGCUCUCGCAUCAUAGCAUCGCGGUCACCACGGGGGAUCGGUCCGAGUUGGAUGAGGGGGAUAUCGUUGUGAGGUUGAGGAAGGCUGGCGGUGCUGAUUACAACGGAGGUCGGGGUUGAGAUACGCGACGAUAGCUUCACGAUGUCGUAUCUACAUACAUAUCUUGCCCGUACAUAUCAUGAUAUACAGCGUUUACGGCUCGUUAUCUUGGACGAACCGGUCACGUGCGUGCUGGAGAUAGACGGCAGUUCAUUAUCUAUCACGGAAAUGUCGCCGGACUUCUUAGAUAGGAAUAAGGCGCAUCCAAGGAACGAGGGGUAACGAUGUUUACGAUAGAACCGGUUUCCCAAGCUCAAUACCCCAAACUUUGUGAUAACUAGCCAAGGCUAUCAAUCCUUCAACCACGUUAGAUGCCAGGAUUGCCGGGCGCGCGGGUGCUGAUACCCUGACGAUCACAUACUGGAUAUUCACCAGAUUAGGUAAAGUUCAAGAUUGGGAGGGAUGCAUUCAAUUCAAUUCAAUCCCGGCAUUCGGGGUUUGAUAGAUAUGAUGGGUGAAUUUAAGGUGAAUGUGCAUGAUCUGCCUGUUUCACAAG
Fusarium odoratissimum NRRL 54006 is the source of this 1472-nucleotide messenger RNA. RefSeq lists its product as uncharacterized. Gene Ontology annotation, molecular function: actin filament binding. The record is from RefSeq and is a predicted model, not a curated record. Gene Ontology annotation, cellular component: plasma membrane; site of polarized growth; actin filament. Gene Ontology annotation, biological process: regulation of actin filament polymerization. The transcript has a single exon. The coding region runs from base 556 to 996 and encodes 146 amino acids. Lineage: Eukaryota; Fungi; Ascomycota; Sordariomycetes; Hypocreales; Nectriaceae.